Messenger RNA from Nylanderia fulva, 2238 nucleotides. RefSeq names its product alpha-tubulin N-acetyltransferase. Gene Ontology annotation, cellular component: microtubule. Gene Ontology annotation, molecular function: tubulin N-acetyltransferase activity. The record is from RefSeq and is a predicted model, not a curated record. Lineage: Eukaryota; Metazoa; Arthropoda; Insecta; Hymenoptera; Formicidae. Gene Ontology annotation, biological process: alpha-tubulin acetylation.
GUCCGCGCGCGUAUGGUUCGGAGCGCAGCGUUGACAUUUCGAAAGCGCGCUGCUUCGGAGCAAGCGAACGUCAGAGGAACGUCGGUGUUUCGCGAAGGAGGGACGACGCGGAGGUGGCGGAAGACUGGCUAUUGCGCUCGAUGAGGAAUAUCAGUCGGUCUUGGUGAGCCGUCAAGUGCGUGCGCGAGAAUUUGCGAUCGAUUCUCGCCGUGUCUCGUACAUUCGGGCUGGAACGCGAAACUAGCCUUCGCAAACGAUGCAGGUGGUGACGGGAAUAAGAGUGAUCGAUCAUCACGCUGAGGGACGCAAUCCCGGGUUUUAGGGUGUGGAGCAGCAAAAUUAGGAGCAGGAUCGACCCACGUGACGAUUAAGUAAGAUAAGUGUCGAUAUUCGAAAGAUACGAGAGAUUCUGCACCGGUGACAGGAGAGCGAGAGAGAGAGAGAGGGAUACGAUCGAUGUUCACGUGACAGUCAACAACGCGGCGUGAAGUUGUCGCUAAAGGGUGCGCGGACAACGGCCAUAUUCAAGGCGAGCCCCGUGUGUCUCGCCCCGGGUCGAAGACGCAGACAGGGUCGGGGAAAAAACAUCAGUCUCGCGGCCAUCCACCGAGACGAGGCAACGCGACGACGUGAUAAGGACUAGUUGACGAGGAAGAGCGGUGACAGCGAGUGGCUAUUCUCACAGUCGCCGAGAUGGAGUUCAAGUUCAACGUAAAUAAACUCUUGCCCAGAAAGAUCAACAAGGUCACGCAUAACUUGCUGCCGGAAGACUUCAAAGGUGAUCGUCGCGAGUUGAACGAAUGUCAAAGACUAUUAAGCAGAAUAUUGGACGAUAUGGGCGAGGCAUCGGCGAAGGCUCAAGGACUCAACAAGCCCAUCACCAGCGCCCUUAAACUCCGGGACACAGAUCACACGAUUUAUCUGCUCGUGGAUAAUGAAGCAAACAACGGACUGGGUAGCGUGGUGGGCUUAUUAAAAACGGGCUCGAAGAAUCUCUUUCUAUUCGACGAGAUGGGAGAACAUUAUCAACUGCAGGCGAGAUGCAUCUUGGAUUUUUACGUGCACGAAUCACGGCAACGUAUGGGGCUGGGAAACAUUCUCUAUCAGCACAUGUUAUCCGAGGAGAACAUUAGGCCAGUAAAAUUGGCUAUUGAUCGACCAUCGGAAAAGUUUUUAGCUUUCCUACGCAAAUACUAUGGACUCUUGAAGAUCAUUCCACAGAAUAAUAAAUUCGUCGUUUUUGAAGGAUUCUUCGACGACGAGUGCCGAGAUGUGAGGAGCAACAGAUACAGCCUACCUCCCAGAACGAGCUUGGACGACGGAACGCCGGGGAAUAAUAACAAUAACGGGAAGAACGGUGCUAGUCUCAACGGAGUCCCGUACGUUACGUCCGUUUCGCGUAGCUCGUUCGGUAGAUAUGCCGCGGCGCGACCGCCCUGUUCUAUGGCAAACAUAAUCCAUAACACAGCGAUGCUUGGUCAAUCAACCGAGCGUACCGGCAGUAGCGAUAGCGGUAGCGUAUCGCCGCCUCCGCCUUUGAAGCUGGAACGACCGCGCUCUUUAAGCAUCUACUCCGAGGAGGAGCAAAAGCAACGUAGCCUCGAGAUGAACACCGUCCCGACGCCGAUCGUGCCGGACAAUCAAACCAAAUCUUUCGUCCCUAUCCUACUGGAGGCUUCCGAGAAAACGGAGAAGAAUGUAAAGCCGUCGCCGUCGUGCGGCCAGGAGGUGACCACCGGCACCAAUCAACACGGGCAUCUGGAUCUCAAGUUUUAUCAUUCACCCUUAUGGUGAAGCGAUCAAACUGAUAAUGCAUAAUUUCCUUUCUCUCUCAUAUUUAAAGAAAAGGACUCGUUUAAAUCGGAUCCGCUCGACCUAAGCAUCAUCUAAUUCCGCUCGACCUUAGCAUCAUCUAAUUAAAUCGAGAGACUCUUUCCCUAUAGAUUAAGUAGGAUUAUAAAAUCUAGUCAGGGGAAAAAAUUUGUAAUCUCUCGCUCGAGAUUAUAUAAGACAUUGCGAUCCGUAAACACGUAUUUAUAAACUUCAAGUCUUUUUCUAUUCUUUAUACUGUAUAUGUUUCUGGAAUCAGCGAAGUUUUUUAAAUUAUUUCUGAGAUAAACUGCAACGAUAUAAAAUAAAAGAAUCUCUGAUGUGAAAAUAAACAGAUAUAAAUUUUCAGAUCAAAGAAUGUUAUUUAAUUAAAUUGAGGUAAUAAUUAAAAAUCUUAAAAAGGGAAAA